Messenger RNA from Trichomycterus rosablanca, 3277 nucleotides. It is a transcript of the gene grm7, whose product is annotated as glutamate metabotropic receptor 7. The coding region runs from base 184 to 2679 and encodes 831 amino acids. Gene Ontology annotation, cellular component: plasma membrane. Gene Ontology annotation, biological process: G protein-coupled glutamate receptor signaling pathway; regulation of synaptic transmission, glutamatergic. Gene Ontology annotation, molecular function: group III metabotropic glutamate receptor activity. The transcript has 10 exons. The record is from RefSeq and is a predicted model, not a curated record. NCBI's taxonomy places the organism in Eukaryota, Metazoa, Chordata, Actinopteri, Siluriformes, Trichomycteridae.
ACCUUUUGGAUUCUGAGCGCACUGGCGAACUUGGCGCUUUCUCAGGAGACUUUCGCGCCGCACUCGAUCAGGCUGGAGGGGGACCUGACCCUGGGUGGGCUCUUCCCGGUGCACGCCCGCGGAGUAGCCGGCGAGCCAUGCGGAGACGUGAAAAAGGAGAACGGGAUCCACCGGUUGGAGGCGAUGCUCUACGCGCUGGAUCAGAUCAACAGCGACGACGAGCUGAUGCCCAACAUCACCCUGGGAGCGCGGGUGCUGGACACGUGUUCCCGCGACACCUACGCGCUCGAACAGUCGCUCACGUUUGUCCAGGCGCUCGUCCAGAAGGACACGUCGGACGUCAGGUGCACGAACGGCGAGCCGCCGGUGUUCGUCAAGCCGGAGAAAGUGGUCGGAGUGGUCGGGGCCUCGGCGAGCUCCGUGUCCAUCAUGGUGGCCAACAUCCUGCGCCUGUUCCAGAUUCCUCAGAUUAGCUACGCCUCCACGGCGCCGGAGCUGAGCGACGACCGGCGCUACGACUUCUUCUCACGCGUCGUACCUCCAGACUCGUUCCAAGCUCAAGCCAUGGUGGAUAUUGUGAAGGCUAUGGGCUGGAACUACGUCUCCACCCUGGCUUCAGAAGGCAGCUAUGGGGAGAAGGGAGUGGAGGCUUUCAUGCAGCUCUCACGAGAAGCUGGUGGAAUCUGCAUUGCCCAAUCCUUGAAGAUCCCCCACGACCGCAAGCAGGCUGAUUUCGACAAAAUCAUUCGGAUGCUUCUCGAAACAAACCAGGCUCGAGCCGUUAUUAUGUUCGCUUCAGACGAAGACAUUCGGGAGAUUCUUAAUGCCAGUAAAAGAGCAGACCAAGUGGGACACUUCCUGUGGAUUGGCUCUGACAGCUGGGGGGCGAAGAACAGCCCCAUUCAUGGCCUGGAGGAUGCAGCCGUGGGAGCCAUCACCAUCCUUCCGAAAAGAGCUACUAUAGCCGGUUUUGAUGCCUACUUUACAUCCCGGACCCUGGAGAACAACAGGAGAAACGUGUGGUUUGCUGAGUACUGGGAGGAGAACUUCAACUGCAAACUCAUGAGCUCCUCCAAGAAAGAGGACACCAACAGAAAGUGUACAGGUAUGGAGCGGAUUGGGAUCGACUCCAAGUAUGAGCAGGAAGGGAAGGUGCAGUUUGUGAUCGAUGCCGUUUACUCCAUGGCCCAUGCACUGCACAACAUGCACAAAGAUCUGUGUCCUGACCAGUCGGGGGUUUGUGCCGAGAUGGAAGCGGCCGGCGGCAAGAAGUUACUUAAAUACGUCCGUAACAUCAACUUCAACGGAAGCGCUGGAACAUCUGUGACUUUCAACCAGAACGGCGAUGCUCCGGGACGCUACGACCUUUUCCAGUACCAGUUAAUUAAUAACAGCUCUCCAGUGUACAAAGUGAUCGGACAGUGGACCGAAACGCUCCAGCUCAACAUGGAGGACAUGCAGUGGCCCAGUGGUGAUUUGGAGGUACCCGGCUCCAUCUGCAGCCUCCCCUGUAAGACCGGGCAGCGGAAGAAAACUGUGAAAGGAAUGCCCUGCUGCUGGCAUUGCGAGCCCUGCGAUGGAUAUCAGUACCAGUACGAUGAGACGACUUGUAAGCUCUGUGCCUACAACAUGCGACCUAAUGGCAACAGGACCGGCUGCCAGCCCAUCCCCAUCGUCAAACUGGAGUGGCACUCGCCUUGGGCCGUCAUCCCCGUUUUCCUGGCCAUGCUGGGCAUCGUGGCCACCAUCUUUGUGAUGGCGACGUUCAUCCGCUACAACGACACGCCCAUCGUCCGGGCAUCAGGACGGGAACUCAGCUACGUGUUGCUGACGGGAAUCUUUCUUUGCUACAUCAUUACGUUCGUGAUGAUCGCCAAGCCUGACGUGGCUGUUUGCUCCUUCCGGCGAAUGUUCCUGGGCUUGGGGAUGUGCAUCAGUUACGCCGCACUGCUGACCAAGACGAAUCGAAUAUACCGAAUUUUCGAAGAGGGAAAGAAGUCGGUCACGCCUCCCAGACUGAUCAGUCCAACGUCGCAGCUGGCGAUAACGUCCAGUCUGAUUUCUGUACAGCUUCUAGGAGUCUUCAUAUGGUUCGGGGUGGACCCUCCGAACACCAUCAUCGAUUACGAUGAACAGAAGACCGUUAACCCAGAUAAGGCCCGAGGCAUGCUCAAGUGUGACAUCACGGACUUACAGAUCAUUUGCUCGCUCGGAUAUAGUAUCCUGCUCAUGGUUACGUGUACGGUUUAUGCCAUCAAGACGCGAGGAGUUCCUGAGAGCUUCAACGAGGCCAAACCUAUUGGCUUCACCAUGUAUACCACCUGCAUCGUCUGGCUGGCCUUCAUUCCUAUUUUCUUCGGAACGGCGCAGUCUGCUGAGAAGCUGUACAUUCAGACCACCACGCUGACCAUCUCCAUGAACCUGAGUGCCUCAGUGGCGUUAGGGAUGCUGUACAUGCCAAAGGUCUACGUGAUCAUCUUCCACCCGGAGCUGAACGUCCAGAAACGCAAGCGCAGCUUCAAGGCCGUGGUGACGGCGGCCACGAUGUCGACACGACUCUCGCACAAGCCCAGCGACCGGCCGAACGGCGAGGCCAAGACAGAGCUGUGUGAAAACGUCGACCCCAACAGUCCAGCUGCGAAGAAGAAAUACGUGAGCUACAACGACCUCGUCAUCUAAGAACCCUCAUCAGCAAAGUGGAACAAUCAGCGAGAAGGUGUAAUAUUUUGCCUUUUUGGGGGGCAAAUAUUGACUGGACGAGCGGGAGGGGGGCGUGAGGAACGAAAGGAAGACUUUUUUGCGGCUCUUGAAGGACCUGCCUGUUCACAUGUCGGUUUGAUUUUUGAAAUGUCAUCGGAUGAGAGCAAAACAGUGGAGAUAACGUCAGGACGCUCCGGUACAACACUGGAUGAUUGAAAUGGUGAUUUAUUUUGGAAUUAGAUUUUUUUUGUUGUUCACGUGGACAGAACAUGACACAGUAAUGGCACAAUCCUCUCAGAUGAUCUGAGCUAACCGUAAACGGCAGCUCCGGCACUAAGGACCGUUCAGACUUGCACAAUUUUGGAGAUACAGAAAAAAUAGUUGUUAAAAUGUACGGAAGCGUUUUGAAAUCGUCGUGCCGAGUGCUUGAACUUCCAUGACUUCCAAACUGCAGAUUUUUCAGACUUCUCAGUGCAAGGUGGUGUAACUCUUUAGCAUUUCUUCUAUCGUUACCCUUGUACUUCUUACGUUUUGGAGAAUUAUGUUCCGGAUUCUCUUUCUUUUUCUUGCCUCUUGA